This is a messenger RNA of Suillus subalutaceus, 225 nucleotides long. RefSeq lists its product as uncharacterized. The annotation marks the transcript as partial. Lineage: Eukaryota; Fungi; Basidiomycota; Agaricomycetes; Boletales; Suillaceae. The record is from RefSeq and is a predicted model, not a curated record. The transcript has a single exon.
GAAGACGCCUUCCCCAACCCCCACAUCCUAGACGCCACCCGCGCACCGUGGGAGCGCUGCCUCCCAGAGGACGGCUGCUUUAAAGUUCUAGGUGACGAAUUAGUAUCUACGAUGGUGGCUGAAGUGCUCCGCGCCGUUUUGUCUCUCGAGAACGUGCGUCGUGGGCCUGGACAGUCGGGUAAACUUGCGCGGUUCUCAGAUGCUGCAGAACCCAUGGCCGACUUC